UUGUUUUCCACUGCAGCACAGGGACAAGGCUUUGCUUCUGUUGCUGUUCUGAUCUGCCUGGGUGACAGCUUUUCUGUACAUCAUAUUGUUUCCAUCAUGUUGUUGCUUAUCUUUGUUUUCUUCUGCAGGCAUCGUGGACCUCCAGCACCCUGGGAUUCUGGUUCACAGAGCUGCAUGAGCGUAACCAGCAGUUCCAGGCUUGGAUCUCUAAAGGCCGCCCCAGGUGCUUCUGGAUGCCGGGCUUCUUUAACCCGCAGGGCUUCCUGACAGCCAUGAAACAGG
This is a messenger RNA of Austrofundulus limnaeus, 282 nucleotides long. Its product is annotated as dynein heavy chain 5, axonemal. Lineage: Eukaryota; Metazoa; Chordata; Actinopteri; Cyprinodontiformes; Rivulidae. The record is from RefSeq and is a predicted model, not a curated record. Gene Ontology annotation, molecular function: dynein light intermediate chain binding; dynein intermediate chain binding. Gene Ontology annotation, biological process: microtubule-based movement. Gene Ontology annotation, cellular component: dynein complex.